AUUCACAUUUGAAUUAUAAUAAAAUUACUUCGUAGCGUGUAUAAUAUUUAAUGAAUAGUAUUGAAGCAAAACUUAUUAUUUAGACAAAAGUCGUAGUAGUAUACAGACCUUGGUUAAUGAGGAACAGUUGGUAACACUGAUUCGUAACCUUCCCAGGUAGAAUUGCUAUUUGUUGUUAUUUGUGAUCGUUCUCUCCUUCGUUAUGCUUCUUUUUGUGAUUUAUUUUAAUCCCUAAUAUAGUUUUAAACGCAUCUCCUACUUUUUCUAACUUUAGAUUUAGUGUAAAAGUGUACCUGAUAUUUGGAAUUUUGUAUUUUUUCAAGAAACAUUAACCAUGAGCUAUACUUCACCUAAUUACUCCUACAAAACAAGUCCCCAUUUUCGAUACUCCGAUGGAUUUAAACCACCUUACAUAAGUCCUCCCAAUAAUGGACAAGCGUUCUCCCCUUACAGUUAUAGCAGUCCAAAACAAAGUAAUAGAGGAGGAAGAAUGAGAUAUUUCAACAGCUCAAGCCCUUAUAAACACAACAGAAACAAUAGGGAUACAUAUCAUAAGAAUAACAGAAGAUCUAAUGAAUAUUCAAUCCCAGCAUCAGCAUAUUAUCAUCCUUCGAUGUUGGAAAACCCUUGGGAAGAAUUGGAAAAGGAAUGGCAGGAAAAGAAAGAAUCGGAACUGACCUCGAAAAAUUCCGAGCCCAGUGGCGAUACCUCUCCCAAAUAAUUUAUGUUGUUUAUAUAUUUUAAUUUUUUUUUUAUAUAUAUAGAAUUUUAUCUUAGUUUUAUAAGUAUUUAUGUUUAAAAUAAAUCAUGGUCUCUGCAAUUUUACUAAGAAUAAGUGAUACUCAACUCAAAAAUAUUAUAUUUAAGUUUGUCUAUUAUGAUAUGCAAUAUAUGGGCAUCGCGUGAUGUUUAAAAGUGUAGUGUUUAUAUUUAAAUAACUAUUGGAGACAGGGUAAAGAUUUGUGAAAUUGAAAGUUUCAUUUCUUUACCUUUAAUAUAUUACAUUUGCUUUUUAUUUAUUAUAUUUGCAAUUAAGGAGGUCCCAUUGGAACUCACUUAAAUCUG
This is a messenger RNA of Nezara viridula (southern green stink bug), 1065 nucleotides long. NCBI's taxonomy places the organism in Eukaryota, Metazoa, Arthropoda, Insecta, Hemiptera, Pentatomidae. The record is from the annotation of a GenBank genome assembly.